GACAUCCAUUUGAUUUGGUCAAAGUACGACUGCAAACCGCUCCUGAAGGAACGUACAGUGGUAUGAUUGAUGUUAUAAAAAAAACAAUCGCAAAGGAUGGAAUAACUGGUUUAUAUCGUGGUAUGGGUCCUCCAUUAGCUGGUAUAACCCCGAUUUUCGCAAUAAGCUUUUGGUCUUAUAACCUUGGUAAAAAUCUCGUAUACUCUUUUACUCCAAAUCGCGAAUCGCGAGAGCUCAGUUCAUUGGAAUAUACAAUUGCUGGUGGUAUAUCUGCUGGUCCAACCACAUUAGUAAUGGCUCCAGUUGAAAGGAUUAAAGUGUUAUUACAAAUUCAAGGUCAGGGUGGUGAU
This is a messenger RNA of Racocetra persica, 350 nucleotides long. Lineage: Eukaryota; Fungi; Glomeromycota; Glomeromycetes; Diversisporales; Gigasporaceae. The record is from the annotation of a GenBank genome assembly.